Messenger RNA from Megalobrama amblycephala (Wuchang bream), 1761 nucleotides. RefSeq names its product zona pellucida glycoprotein 3b (gene zp3b). Gene Ontology annotation, biological process: egg coat formation; positive regulation of acrosome reaction; binding of sperm to zona pellucida. Gene Ontology annotation, molecular function: acrosin binding. Gene Ontology annotation, cellular component: extracellular matrix. The transcript is spliced from 8 exons. Lineage: Eukaryota; Metazoa; Chordata; Actinopteri; Cypriniformes; Xenocyprididae. The coding region runs from base 77 to 1684 and encodes 535 amino acids. The record is from RefSeq and is a predicted model, not a curated record.
AUAAGUUAUUGCGCAAGCUAGAAUCAGUUUUCAUUGAUGCGUGUUAAAAACGGCGACCACGGGGUUUUUUAUUUCUAUGGUCGACAAGCUGGUUUUGUAUGUGAUAUAUAUUUAUUUAGCAAGCAAGAUGUGGCGGAGUAGCCCGUUAAUAUGUUGUACUGCUGUCUUUCUUAUGAUAUCUCAGCUUACUGAAUGUUAUCCUCGAACAUUCCAGCAAGGACGGCCUUUAGCAAACCAGCAGCUGUUGAACAGUCAGUUUCAGGCCGCGAUUCCACAAAGUCCGCCUAAAAUAAACGACCCCGUUCCACAACUACGUCAGAAAAUUGUAUCGGUGUAUUGCCAUCAAGAAGCGAUAGAGGUCGUGAUAAACGCAGACCUGUUAGCCUCGGGUCUUCCUGUUUACGGUGAGGAGCUGCGGCUGGGUCCCGAAUCAUUGCCCAGCAAAGUGUCGCCAGCAUCAUGUGGAGCUGUGCAAACUGGACAAUCAGACUUCACCAUAUUUGCUUAUUUCAAAGAAUGUGGAACCAAACUAUCUGUAACUGAGGACUCUCUGGUAUAUUCAAAUGUCCUUGUGUAUUCUCCUCUACCAUCUCCUGAUGGUGUGCUUCACCAGGAUGGUGCAGUCAUACCUGUUCAGUGCCAAUUCCGGAGGUGGUAUAAUGUUGACAGUGUGGUUGUGGCACCCACUUGGAUUCCAUUUGCUGCCACUGUUAGGUCUUUUGAUUAUCUGGACUUUAGUCUCCGGCUGAUGAGUGAUGACUGGCAGUAUGAGAGGGGCUCAAAUGUCUAUUUUCUGGGGGAUGCGAUACACCUUCAAGCCUCCGUUACCUUGGCCAAUCAUUUGCCCCUGGUUCUUUAUAUUGACUGGUGUGUGGCUACACCAACUUCUAACAUGGAGACCAGUGAUGUCAAAUAUUCCUUUGUAGAUUACCGUGGAUGUCUUGCAGACAGCAGGGGUUUGUACUCCCACUCCAAGUUCUUGCAGAGGAGCCAAGGCAACAAAUUAAACCUACUAUUGGAUGCCUUCAGGUUCCACAAGUUGACAAGCAACUUGGUGUACAUCACAUGUUACCUAAAGGCCAUCCCUGCUGCGUAUUCUGGGAGCGCCCAGAAUCGAGCAUGUUCUUUUAUUGAUGGAAGGUGGCAGUCUGUGGAUGGAAAUGAUGAGGUGUGUAACAGCUGUGAGCCAUCCAAACAAGGUGCGGCCGAGCCUGAACCAAUCAAGCCUUUCCGCGUCACAAUAGCCCCUCCUGUCAAGCAGCCAAAUUUGGGCUAUCAGCCUGGGUCUGCGGAUUUCUAUCUCAUAAGACCCGGUGAAUCAUUAGAACCCUUUAGAGCUCUCAUACAGGCAAAGCAAAAUCCCUAUGGCAGUCUGUCAAAGAGAGGAACGGACACAAACAAAGACUGGAAGAUUGCUACCUUGGGUCCUCUGUUUCUGAUUCCGAGGCAAGGAAACGCCACCCAGUCAACUGGAUCUCUGCUGGGCCGAACUGAGGGUGUCUACUCCGCACCUGUUGCUGAGAAGCCAGAGUUCUUAUUCAACUCGAUUGAAAAGAAUCCUGUGAUGGAUGAGCUGGAGUUUAAAACCACUCCAGAGACUGGAAGUUUCAGUCCAUUAGAGGACAGCCUGUUCUCUAAUGAUGAUGCUCUUUUUGAUUCAGAAGGGGGAAGCGGGUUUGAAUAAUGACCCCCCACUUACAAAUGAGUGGAAAAAUGGAAACUAACAAUGUGACCUUUUCUAAAAAUAAAAGUUUUAUUACA